Lytechinus pictus (painted urchin) is the source of this 4640-nucleotide messenger RNA. Its product is annotated as neuronal acetylcholine receptor subunit alpha-10-like. Lineage: Eukaryota; Metazoa; Echinodermata; Echinoidea; Temnopleuroida; Toxopneustidae. Gene Ontology annotation, biological process: monoatomic ion transmembrane transport; regulation of membrane potential; nervous system process. The coding region runs from base 324 to 1715 and encodes 463 amino acids. The record is from RefSeq and is a predicted model, not a curated record. The transcript has 9 exons. Gene Ontology annotation, cellular component: plasma membrane; neuron projection; synapse. Gene Ontology annotation, molecular function: transmitter-gated monoatomic ion channel activity involved in regulation of postsynaptic membrane potential; excitatory extracellular ligand-gated monoatomic ion channel activity; transmembrane signaling receptor activity.
GUUAGAAAAAGAUCUCGUGUCGCAGCAUGAGAGAAAUAAAUUUUUGCGAGGUAAUAACGCUUUAGACCGUAUAAAGCCGUGAAGUUAUCUAUAACUAGAUAUGUAACUUGUGCACAAUUCACUUGCGGAACAUGAUAACACGGAUUGGGUCCAAUCGAGCCUUUUCUUCCGACGUACCGUUGGUAUUGAGACAUAUUUUAUUCUGUUUGGGUACUCGGUGUUCCGUAAAUAAAAUCAAUUGUAACUCUUAAGGACAUUAAUGAUAAUUCUCAUCAGCUGGUAUUUCGGAGAUAAGCAACACAAGUAAUUUGUAAAGCAGAAAGAUGAAAGCUCAAACGGUGCACAUGAUUGUCUGUCUCGUCUUCUUUUCUACAAGUGCUUCUGAAUGUUUGUCAAGCUAUGCCGAUACAGACAUCAUUGGUUUGAGGCCUAAUCACUCAACAAAGUCGCUGGUGGAUAAAUUAAUGAAAGGAUAUGGCAGAACAUCUGUUCGGCCAGUUCAUGACCACAAACAGCCAACUAUUGUCUUUCUUCGGAUGCUUCUGUAUGAACUCGUCGAAUUUAAUGAGCAAUAUCAGGUGAUUACUAUGCGUUCUAAUAUGAAAAUGAAAUGGAGAGAUGAGUUUUUACAGUGGGAUCCACGUGAGUGGGAUAACAUCACUUCAGUAACCCUCAGCAACCAUGAUAUAUGGAGACCAGAUUUUGAUUUAGAGCAGAACGUUGACAGGGAUCAAAAAAUCACACGCGACACCUAUAUCAGCGUUACCCACACCGGUGCAGUGCACUGGAUGUUUCCUAUGAUCACAACUACGGCAUGUAAGAUUUACACUGCUUACUUUCCUUACGACCACCAGCGGUGCAAUGUCACAUUCUACCCAUGGACAUUGGGUAUUAAAGAGAUGCGGCUUCUUGCACUUAAUGACGAUGACGCCCAGCAAAAGGCGUAUGUUCGCAAUGGCGUUUGGGAUCUCACAAGCUUUCAAGCCACCAACGUCACAGACACUUUCAAGUGUUGCCCACAUCCUUUUGAUUUGGUGGUGUACACCCUUGAACUGAGACGUGAAGCGUCGUUCUACACCAUGCAGAUCGUGUUACCUUCUGUCUUCUUGACUCUCCUCAUGUUGGUCAGUUUCUGGCUCCAUCCUGACUCGGGUGAGAAGAUCAGCCUGACUGUGACAAACCUCCUUUCAAUGAUUCUCUUCCAGCAGCUGGUGGCUCAGCACAUGCCACCGAUAGGCGAACCAAGCUCUAUAGUUGUGAGUUGUUGCUUCAUAAUGAUCGCCCUAAGUGCGUGCUCUGUGAUCCUGACAAUAAUCGUUCUACGGGUCUACCACAAGGACUCCGAUCAGAUGCCGCCAUUUUGGGGAUUCAUGCUUCUUCGCAUCUUCAUCAGUCGAAACAUCGCAAAGAGUAUGAGCUCUUUCUACAAAAAGCGGAGAUCAAUGCUAAAAUUAAACAGAUGUGAUGAAAGACGGAUAUCCUUCUACCUCAAGGUUAAAUCUAAGUUACUAUCAUCCGGUUCGAAUGCCGAGUUAAACUCGUCGAUGAAAGGCAGGAUGACCAACGGUAUGGCGGAUUGUGAGGAAGAUCUGAAUUACAGUUUCAUGUGGAAGCAUUUUGCUCUUGCGAUUGAUCGAGCAUUUGGCAUCAUUUUAAGUGUUUGUACAAUUGGAUGCAUCGUAUACGCGUUGGAAGCGUUCAGUCACCGCCACUAAAUAAAAAUGGCGACCGGAGUAUGGAGGAAGGAGUUCUAUAACAAAAGCCAUGACAACUUGACGUGAACGAACUUUUUGGCAUCACUAUUUUCGCAAUGUAUCUUUGAUAAGAAAUGAAUAUUUGCUUAUCGUCAAUAAAGAAAAUUCUAACGCUAGAUCCUGAUACAUCAUCAUACGCCCCUGACCUGCAUGUACUCUAUAUACGCCACAUCAAAUCAACCAGAUACCGCUUGUAUCCUAUUUUUUUUACCCAGUUUGUCGGCUCCCAUUCUGAUUGAAUGUUUAAAAAUAAUUGUGCUGUUAUGAGUAUGUUCGCGAUGAAAUUUUUUUAUAUUAUCGUAAAUAAUUUUAAUGAGCAGAUCCAAAAAUCUUAUCAAGAUUUUCAAAGAUAUGCAUAAUAUAUUCGUAUUCCGUAAAUCGUAUUUCAGGGUAUAAGUGGAUUUUGCAUAUUUGAAUACUUAUAUUUAAUGAAUGUUCCUCACUUUAAGGUAAGUCAUCUCGACAGACAGUAAACCCCAACCACAUGUCAUAUAAGGCACAAACCAUUACUUAUUAAAAUGUCAAAAUCUCCAACAGAAAAUUUAUUAUACUAACUGGUAGCCUUUCUUGAUAGUUUUCAUGUAUGUAACGAACGACUCACAAACUCGCUUGUAAUUCAAUCGAAUCCUAUUAUUAUAAAUCUAUUAUAUUUCAUUUAUGUAUCUUUACAGAGUUGCCAACCCUUGAAGUAUAUUAAUGAGAUGUGUUCUAAUGUAAAUUCAGUGUUUACUUCCCGAUUGAAUGACAAAGAGAAAAGCUUUUGUUAACAUGUUUGUCUCGAAAGAAAACAUUUGGCUCAGCCGUUUGGUUAUUUUCAUUGCAUCUGAUUAAUAUUCCGUAUAACGGUAGGCAUCUCUGUCUUUAUCGUAUUUGGGAUACCUAUUGUUUAUUGCAUUGGAAUUCAUUUUGUAGCCAACAAGCCAUAUGAAGAGAGACUCAAAUAUUUGAAACUACAUUCACUUGUAUAUAGAAGGAAACGUGGAGACAUGAUUCAAGUUUACAAAUUUCUUCAUGGUAUUGAUUUCUGCCAAGUUGAUAAGUUUUUCACAAUGCACCAAGCUAGAGGUCACUCGUUGAAAAUCUUUAAGCAGCAAUACAGACUCAACCUCAGAGGGCACUCUUUUAGUCAAAGAGUUGUCAAUGACUGGAACAAUCUUCCUGAGUCAGUGGUCACUGCACCUAGUCUUAAUUCAUUUAAAAGAAAACUGGACAUUCAUUGGUCCAAUCUUCACUAUGUAGCACGUGAUCCAACUCUUUAGCGUACCCUCAAAGCUGUAUCGUCUGUAUUUCCUUAAAGGAGAAUGAAACCCUUUAAACCAGCUGAAUCCAUAUCAAAGAGAAAAAUCAAAGGAACACAUUGUUGAAAGUUUGAGGAAGAUUGAAUGAAUAAUAAGAAAGUUAUGAGCAUUUGAAUAUUGAGAUCACUAGUGCCAUGUAGAUCCUCCCAUCGGCAAUGCGACCAAGAUCUGUGAUAUCACACGUACAACUCCCUCAUUACUUUAGUACUUAUUUCACUUAUAUUCUCACUUUUAUAGAGUCUAUCACAAGUUGAGGUGUUCUCUUUAUGAGAUGACAAGUACAGAGGUUUCACAACAUUAUAUCAUUGAUGAAUCGUUUGUCAUAUGAUUAGAAUGAGCAAAAAGAAAUGUUUUGGGGUAUAUUUUUAGUGUCCAAAUGGGAGAGUUGUACGUGUGUGACAUCACAGAUCUUGGUCGCAUUGCCAAUGGGAGGAUCUCCAUAGCAUUAGUGAUCUCGACAUUCAAAUGCUCAUAACUCUUUUAUUGCUAGUCCUAUUUUACUCAAACUUUUGUUGAUCUUAUUUUUUGAUUUUUCUGCUUUCACAAAAGCUAACUUGCUCCAAGAGUUUCAUUCUCCUUUAAGAAGAAGCGACCGGAAGACUUACAGGACUACCUUCUCUUCCGUAUAUUGCUGAUGCUGAUGCUGAUGCUGAUGUAGAUUACCCUAAAGAUGAUUACAUUGUAUAUAUUGAAAUUUUGUCGUAAUAAAGAGGCAACUUACUAUCCCAGUUCCAAAUACAUAUCUGCUGGUAUUUCUGUUACUGACAUGUACGUAUACAUAAUGUCGUGAUAUGUGAUUACUAUUCUUAAAGUGUAUAUUUCCAAAAGAACGACACGCUAUCAAAUUGAAGAAAAAUGAAAUGAAAAGAACAUAAUAUUUCAAUACACGGAAUAUGUUUCAAGGUUCACACCAGCCUAAAUUCAUAAACAGAACAACCAACAGGUGUACAAUGAUCAAAUAAUGUUUUUUUUUUUUCAAUUUAAUCAACCACACCCUCUCUGGCUUAUCACCGACAUCGCUUUCACUUUAACUCCUUUUAAAUCAAAUUCACCCUUUUCCACAUACAUUUGUAUUCUUGUAAUUACAUUCAUCAAAUUUUCCUGAUAUCUAAAAUGUAUAAAUACCCAGAAUGACUAUGUUUAUGAAUUUAGGCUGAUGAUAAGAUGUGAACCUUGAAACAUGUUCCGUUUAUUAAAAUGAUAUGUUCUUUUGAUCUUUUCAUUUUUUUAUUUGUCUUAAGUGUAUAUAAAGGUAACAUGCUCUCGAUAAUUUUUAACACAUCGUCAUGAGUGUGGGUACCAUGCAUGGUUUAUUCUUUAAGUAAUUGGUGUAUUCUUGGUCUUGAUUCAUUUUAUAGAUUAUAGUCUGAACAUAAAUUGUAGACACUAUAUUCGCGCCACUUUAUAUUGUCUUUCACUAUUCUUUUAAUUCUCAUUCUACUAGGGUAAUUUUAUCUAUCAUGUUCCUCACCAUCUGCAAUUGCACCAUAUUUCUCCUUUGCACUUAUACUUUUUUUUACUUUGAUAUGUUUCUUAUAUUUCUAAAUCUGAAACGGAAUAAAUAAAAUCGAAAUAUAUAGCUACAGUA